Molecule: messenger RNA, 789 nt
Organism: Penicillium verhagenii
Lineage: Eukaryota; Fungi; Ascomycota; Eurotiomycetes; Eurotiales; Aspergillaceae
Product: SDR family NAD(P)-dependent oxidoreductase
Exons: 5
Coding region: 1-789 (262 amino acids)
Source: RefSeq, a predicted model, not a curated record
AUGGUACCCGUUAUCGAAGGAACAGCUUUUAUUACGGGAGGAGCAUCCGGCAUUGGCAAGAGUACUGCAAUUGCCUUCGCACAGAACGGGAUCAGAGGCCUGGCUCUACUUGACCUUGACCUAUCGGCUCUCAAAGACACUCGUGAUGAGAUUCAGGCUCAGUCUCCUCUCGUCGCGAUUGAGAUUUUCCCAGUUAAUGUCGCAGAUGAAAUAUCUGUCGAUGAAGUUGUCAAAAAAGUUGUGAAUCAAUUCGGCAGCAUCGAAAUCGGAAUUAACUGUGCUGGUAUAAGUGGUACGCCGACCCCAACGCACCUGAUGUCGCUGCAUGAGUGGCAGAAGGUGAUCAAUGUCAAUCAGACGGGGGUGUGGCUUUGUCAAAGGGCUCUGAUCCGGCAGAUGUUGAAGCAAGAAUCGCGUGGUGUCCGCCAAGGUCGUGGAGUGAUCGUCAAUGUGUCGUCCAUGUUCGGUGUUGGGGGUCCUCCCGGUCCUUUUAGCAUCUCGCAUUACACAGCUGCUAAACAUGCGGUCGUCGGACUCACGAAAAUGGAUGCUAAAGCAUAUGCCCGAGAAGGAAUUCGCGUCAAUGCCAUUUGUCCGGGCUUCGUUGACACCCCGAUCAUUGGCGAGCAGAUCAAAUCUGGAUCAAUGAAUUCUCAAUUCGAAAUGACACCAAUUGGACGUCCGGCACAAGUGGAAGAGAUAUCGGAUGUACUGCUGUUCCUUUCCUCUCCGAUGAGCAGCUACAUGUGCGGCGCUGCCUUGGUGGUUGAUGGAGGAUAUACCGUUUAG